Molecule: messenger RNA, 1245 nt
Organism: Perkinsus marinus ATCC 50983
Lineage: Eukaryota; Perkinsozoa; Perkinsida; Perkinsidae
Exons: 10
Coding region: 1-1107 (368 amino acids)
Source: RefSeq, a predicted model, not a curated record
AUGCGACAUAGUGGAUUCUUCCAACAUCAAACUCCAGCUCCACCACUGCUACAUGACAAUGAUAAAUCCACGGAUAAAUAUGAGUCGCCGCACAAGUGGGCUAAUGAGGCUCCUAGGGAAUCAAUAGCCCCUUUUGAAAUACCAACUCCCUAUAGUGCUGCAACGGCUCCUACAGUUGUAUUUAGCGAUUGGUCUCCGCUAACCUCUCCAUCACGAUGGACCUCUCCCAAAGGUUUCCUGGACGACUCGGCUCCACUACCGCCGUACGUGGUGCCUCCUGCAUCGUCUUGGGUUCCGGCAUGGUCUAAAGGACAGCAGUCUCCUCCUUCUCCUCGUCCCUUCGAACUCUGUGAUAUCUUCCCUAAGCCUAUAAAAUCGUUCAUGGUGCCGUCAUCACCAACCAACUUCUACACAAGCUGCCCACGUAUUGACUCUCCAACCAUCGUGGACAGGCGCGUCGAAGUGGUGUAUUCUCCAGCAUCCGUGAAGUUUUGCCCACCUCGGAAACGACUCUUUCAGCGAGAGGGACAUUGUGGAGGAGAGACAAUGCUAGAUCAAUUAUCACCAUCUGCAUGUAGUCCAUCGUGGAUUGAUGAUGGCAAGAGGGAUAGGAAUAUACCACGAUACAGUCCCCCUUCGGCGAUGCCCGCCUCACCACCCUCAACAAGGGCCUACCAUCCCUCCUCCAACUCGCAACAAGAUGACCGAUUUGGUUCGGCAUGGACUGUGAUAUGGGUCGAUGAUGUAGCAUUUAAGGGUGAUGCCAAGGCCAAGAAGGACUCUCUUACAGGAAGGUUCAAGGUGAGGGUGAAGGCAUAUAAAUCAUCAGAAAAAUGCAUCCGGGCAUUUGAGAAGCGUUACAAGGAAAAACCGCCAAUCCACUACCACGGUCUUGCACCGAAACAGAUAAUUGUGGUUAGCGAGAGUAAUGCUGUAGAGCUGUUAGAGUAUCUCCAUCGAGGCAAGGAGUGGCUCGCGUCUAAGCUCAUUAUAUUAGGAUCUACCAGUGGGCAGUUGAGGAGGGAAAGCAGGUUGAUAUCGGCCACUGUGCGGAACUGGGACCAGGUCGUAGGUUUUGUCGGCAGAACACUACGAGAGGCUACGUAGAUUAGGGCAAUUAAUGCAUGUGUAGUAUAACUGUAGACUCGGGCUUAUGCUAUCACUAUUACUUGGACGUCAUUUGCAUUCUGUCUUCUCGGCGGCGGCUCCCAUCACAUAUGAUGGUGGCUCGCCACCAACCUUCCA